Ylistrum balloti is the source of this 1212-nucleotide messenger RNA. Its product is annotated as probable methyltransferase-like protein 24. Bases 1 to 1212 code for a protein of 403 amino acids. The record is from RefSeq and is a predicted model, not a curated record. The transcript has 9 exons. Lineage: Eukaryota; Metazoa; Mollusca; Bivalvia; Pectinida; Pectinidae.
AUGAAGUCAUCACAGGGAAAGGGCUGUACCAUGUACUUCAUAGCUGAGAACCUUGCAGAGAAACAUGAGUUUGAGGCAGCCUUCAGAUGUUCUCUUAAAAUAAUAGAUUACAGUUCUUUCAUGACGAAGAUUGGAAAGAACAAUAGUACGGGAUCGAUUAUGAUGGAGUUAUCAGCAGAGGGACGUGUGUCCGUGAUGAUGACAACUCACAACAAACAGCUAGAGUUCUUUGCUAAUCUAGCUAGGAGAGGCAUACUCCGGAAAGUAGAACAACUAUAUAUUAAUCUUGACGUCACAAGUGAGAAUACAACAUCACAGGAAUACAUGAUAUAUCUACAACAGCUGAAGGAUAUACAUUCAUGUGGCUUGAAGAUUUACCAUUUUAAAAGGAUCAGGCAGCUUACCUACGUGUCCAACAGGUGGAUAACUGGUCGAUAUGUGUUGUAUUUUAUUCGGGAAACGAUGGACGCGUUACCAGCCCGACUGCUGCCACCAACCACAAUUCUGACAAAUGUCACUGCUGUUGAGGGCGCAGCAUUGUAUCACGAUUAUAUGCUGCAAUCCCAGUUUCUUUGUCAUGAUUUGGUCCGUGUAGGUCAGAUCGGUAACGGCGGCUGGGAGAUUUGUAACGACACCGACGUACGGCCAGCAAAAGAGUGCUUUGUCUACUCCUUCGGGAUGAAUGGCAAUUGGGCGUUUGAAAUAGACAUGAUCAAGAAAUUUGGGUGUACGGUUCACUCCUUCGACCAAGACAAGGAUCUUCCAUCAUACGCAAAUACAAGUCUUAUAAGACGUCAUUUAAUUGGGCUGUGGCAUGAAGAAACUUUUCUCUAUAAAAAUGGCGGGGAAAAGUUCCGGAUGGAAACAGUGAAGUUAAUUCGCGCCAGGAUGGGCCAUGACAAGGUCCUAAUUGACAUAAUAAAAAUCGACAUUGGAGCGGCAGAAUGGCACAUCCUUCCAAACCUAAUUGAGACAGGGUCUCUAAUGGCAGUCCGGCAGCUUCUUAUUGAGGUCCACGUGGCGUUACAGGGGGCCGACAUCCACUUCCGAGAAAAGCUAGUGAUCCUUCGGCAGUUGUAUGACAUGGGAUUCCGUUUGUUCUGGACUCACCCUAGCGAUGAACCUAGCAAAACGUUCAGAUGCUCAGUCAACAAGAAACAUACCACGUGUUGCUACGAGUUACACUUUGUAAAUAAAAACCAUAUUCGAUAG